AAAUAAAAGAUAAAGAUAUUAAAAAAUAUAAUAAUAAACUUAUGUAAAAUAUGAUAUUUUAUAGGAAUGAUCCAAAUUAAAAAAAUUACACAUGAAAAAAAGUCAUGAGUUCUGUUUUAAUAUAUUAGAAGGGAUUAAAUUCAAAAAAAAAAAAUUUAUAUUGUUUUUUUUACAAAUCGUCUCUCUCUCAGUAGUAUCACUAUAUAUACAUGAAGAAUUCAUGUCAGCUUGGCUCACACGCUUUCGCUUAAAACUCAAAAACCUCAACUUUCUCUCGCUUCUACAUCCUCAAAAACAGAGUCUCUCCAACAAAGUUUCCUCCUUUUCUUUCUCUAAUCUUCCAUGGAGGAUUCUAAAGAACCCAACCAACAGCAGCAGCUACAACCACCGCAUGGGACGCUAACGGGCUCCUACAACCGCAACGCCGCCGCGUUAACCGGUCCCACCUCCACUUCUCAGGCCAUGCACCAAUGGCUAUCCGUCGGGGAUCUCUCGCAGCGUCAGCCUCAACAACCGCUCCGGCUCGACGGGUCGAUGCAGUUCGGGAACGAGCAACUAGGAAGAGGACGACUGAGGAAGUAUGCUUCUGAUGUCAUUGAUCUUUCUCUGCGUCUUGGUUGUGGUGGAGGUGCAAGUGCUAACUCAUCAGACCCACCACCUGUUAAACGGACCAGACGUCGUCCUCCUGGCCCCGUCAAGACCCAGCUCAACGCUUUAGGAGGAGCAGGAACACCGUUUAUAUCUGACAUCAUCGAGGUCGAAGCUGGAGAGGACAUAGCUGCAAAGAUUGUGGCGUAUACGCAUCAAGCGGGACCACGCGAGGUCGUUAUUAUCUCAGCUUCAGGAGCUGUAUCUAGUGCGCUGCUUAACAGUCCUAGUGGAGUUUUUAAGUUUGAGGGACAAUAUGAAAUCGUUGCUAUGUCAGGUUCUUUCUUGAAUACUGAGAGUAAUGGUACUGUGACCAUAACUGGUGACUUGAGCGUGUCUCUGGCUAACCAAAAUGGCAAGAUUGUUGGGGGUUUUGUUGCUGGAAUGCUAGUUGCUGCGUCACUAGUCCAGGUCGGUGUUGGAAGCUUUGUACCAGAGAGAGUGGUUGAGAAUAACCCCGAGGCAGCUUCAGCUUCAGCAACAGCCAGUGGUGGUGGACUAAAUGAUAGUAAAUCUCCGCUGCAUCAAGUUGGAAACUCUACGCCCCAACCACCUGACCAGAUGUGCGAUCUUCGCCUCUGGCCUGGCAGCAACCCUCAGUAAGCAAAUGGUUCG
Messenger RNA from Brassica rapa (field mustard), 1263 nucleotides. Its product is annotated as AT-hook motif nuclear-localized protein 13-like. NCBI's taxonomy places the organism in Eukaryota, Viridiplantae, Streptophyta, Magnoliopsida, Brassicales, Brassicaceae. Gene Ontology annotation, molecular function: minor groove of adenine-thymine-rich DNA binding. The record is from RefSeq and is a predicted model, not a curated record.